UCCAAUGGUGCGAUGGCCCCCAGGCAGGGCAGUGUGGGGCUUCUAGGUCCUCCAGCAGGCGUGCCUCUCCCUGUCCUCCCACUCCUCCUCCUCCUCUGUGGCCAGAUGCUGGAUGCCCAGGGUCAAGGAUCCCGUCUGCGUCAGGAGGACUCCCCACCCCGGAUUGUGGAGCACCCCUCUGACUUGAUCGUGUCCAAAGGGGAGCCGGCCACCCUCAACUGCAAGGCGGAGGGGCGGCCCAGCCCCACGGUGGAGUGGUACAAGGACGGGGAGCGGGUGGAAACGGACAAAGACGACCCGCGGUCUCACCGCAUGCUCCUUCCCAGCGGCUCCCUCUUCUUCCUACGGAUCGUCCACGGACGACGCUCCAAACCGGAUGAGGGCUCCUACGUCUGCGUCGCCCGCAACUACCUGGGAGAAGCCGUCAGUCGCAAUGCAUCCUUGGAAGUAGCAUACUACAGGGAGCUGGAUGAUGCCAGGGCAGAGCUCCCUCAGAGGGAUAGUGGGUGGGAGGGUGGAGCAACAACCACAGAUGAAAUCUCCCCAUGGACAUUUGAUAUGGGCUGCCGGUGCUGUGCUGGAAGACACUGA
This is a messenger RNA of Oncorhynchus keta (chum salmon), 591 nucleotides long. RefSeq lists its product as uncharacterized. Bases 13 to 591 code for a protein of 192 amino acids. Gene Ontology annotation, cellular component: axon; plasma membrane; neuronal cell body. The transcript has 3 exons. The record is from RefSeq and is a predicted model, not a curated record. Gene Ontology annotation, biological process: homophilic cell-cell adhesion; synapse organization. Gene Ontology annotation, molecular function: axon guidance receptor activity. Lineage: Eukaryota; Metazoa; Chordata; Actinopteri; Salmoniformes; Salmonidae.